Haemonchus placei is the source of this 1248-nucleotide messenger RNA. The record is from the annotation of a GenBank genome assembly. Lineage: Eukaryota; Metazoa; Nematoda; Chromadorea; Rhabditida; Trichostrongylidae.
UGUAUGAGGCUAUUUGAUCAUAUUCAGUCUCUAUACGAGCAUGAACUGUAUGAAGAUCUCGUAUUCCUCCAUGAAAUGAUUCCCAAUUGGGACAGCCUGAGCGCGAAGAAUGAGGCUCUCAUGGCAGUUUAUGUAGCGGAUGCCUAUUUCGAACUGGAGAAGUACUCCCUGAGCCUGCUGAGCUACUUUCGAGCGUUGCAGUUGUAUCCCGAAGUAUCCCGUUCUAUUCAUAACAAGCACUUCUCAGACACUGAGGUCAGAUUUCGAUAUCACAAGUGCUUGGUAAAGGAGAAGAAGUACGAGGAAGCAUUGGCUGUCUUGGCCAAAAUACCAGGCCACCAAUAUAUUCCGAAAGUGCGUUAUGCGAUGGCAAAACUUCUUGCUGGUAAAGAUCACAAGGGUGCCAACAUGUCAAUAUUGUAUCUUCAGGACGUCUUCGCAAAUUGCAAUAGUGCUUUUGGUUGUUUGGCUACUGUUCUCAGAGCUGGCGCUCCUAUUGCAGCGAACAUGGAUAUCGAUGCAAUUGGCGAAGGUCUAGAAGGUUCAGGUGCUGCCAACCUUACGACUUGGCUUGAGGCACAGAAGCUUCUCGGAGCUGGACAAACAGAACAAGCUCUGAAGAUCAUGUCGCUUCUAGGAACCAAUAAUCCGAAAAUUCUAACCGAAAUGGGUCUAGUAUACAAUAGCUUAGGAAUGCGUCACGAAGCUCGCUCUGAAUUAGCCAAGGCUCAUUCCCUAGACAGCGAGCAGCACUAUGCCAUGGAUACGUUAGCUCUUCUAUUUGCACAGAAUACACCGCCUAUGGUAAAGGAGUUAGAAUCGUUGGCGACUCAGUUGAUGAAUUCGGACGAAAACACUGUUGAAGCUUGGAUAGCUUUCGGACACUGCGCGCGGUGUCAAGGAAAGCUUAAAACGGCAUUGUAUUUCGCUUACAAAGCUUGUAACAAGACCACGCUUGGUGAUAAACCGAAAUCUGAAGCGAUGAUUCUGAAAGCACUUGUACUGCUAGACCUCGAGAAAUUUGAUGAUGCAAUGCGUCAUUUGAGUGCAGCCAUCAAGCGAGAUCUCAAGAACAUAGAUUUGUAUGAAUUGCAAAUUGUUACCUAUUUGCAGCGAGACAAGAUCCGUGAAGCUCGUGCCGCUGUUGCCAUUUGUAUGCAGAACCUUCCGAACUCACCCAGAGCGCGUGUUCUAAAAGCCCAAGUAUUGCUUGCCACUCCAAGUGGUAAAGAGGUGACUCAUAACUAA